Dissoconium aciculare CBS 342.82 is the source of this 1479-nucleotide messenger RNA. RefSeq names its product carbohydrate esterase family 5 protein. Lineage: Eukaryota; Fungi; Ascomycota; Dothideomycetes; Mycosphaerellales; Dissoconiaceae. The coding region runs from base 174 to 1211 and encodes 345 amino acids. The record is from RefSeq and is a predicted model, not a curated record. The transcript has 3 exons. Gene Ontology annotation, molecular function: hydrolase activity.
CUGCUGCCGAUCAUCACACAUGCGUCUUCCUUUCCACUUCACCUUCCUCUCGAUAGAUUGAUACAUACGAUAGACGAUCUCCGUUCGCUGCUGCUCUUUCGAUUCUUACCAGCCGCUCGCUCUUUCGCUUCCACACAGUCGCUAUCACUUACAGUAAUAAUAUCCUCGCCAAAAUGCGCUCCACCGUCGUCGCUUCGGCGCUCGCAGCCUUGCUCGCUCCCUCCCUCAUCUCCGCCGCGACCUGUUACAAGGGCGCCUACAUCUUGUCCGCUCGCGGAACCAACGAGGCACGAGAGAAUUCUUCCCUGAUUACCAUCGGCGACGCUCUUGUCAUCGCCAUUCCCGACUCAUACUACGAGGAGAUCGACUACCCAGCCAGCUUCCAGAUCGUCAAGUCCACAAUAGAAGGAGUCACCGACAUGCGCAAGCGUUUGGUAGAUUACUACAACUCGUGUCCCGAUGGCAAGACUGUCCUUCUCGGUUAUUCACAGGGUGCCAUUGUCAUCGAUUUGAUGCUCGCUGGCGGUACCUUUUCGACCCUCAAGAACUCGAAUUUGACGCGGAUCAUCCCUAAUCUGGCGGAUUUGGAGAACGUAACGGUGCCAGCGCAGUUGCCGGACAACAUUGGCAAGAAUAUCGCUGCCAUCGCUACCUGGGGAGACGGAACAUGGGCUGCAAACCAAGGUGGCAUGCCGCUUUGCAAUCACUGCACCAGCGAAGCUCUCCUCCCUCUCCGUCCCUUCGGCAGUCAAUACUACGACAACAUGGAACGCUACGCCGACCGCCUCCAAGACAACUGCCACGCCGAAGACCCGCUCUGCUGCGCGACCGGCACCAACGGCCUCGCCCACCUCUCCUACUUCAACAUCGAGACCGAAAACGCCGCCGUGCAAUUCGUCAAGCAGAAAUACGCUCAGAUCGCAGGCUCCUCCGCCAGCGCCUUCGCCGCUACUGUCACCGUCUCCUCGACGAAAUCCUGCGUCAGCAUUUUUGGAAACAACACCCCAAGCACCACCUCUGGUGCAGGGACCACGAUGACUAGCGGCGGCGCGACCACGUCGCCUACUACUGGCUCGUCGAAUACCGGCUCGAGGACUUCUUCUGCUGCGCCGACAUCGACCUCGCCCGGUGCUGCCUGCCGUACUGCUGCUGCGGGUCAGGCACUUGGUGCGCUUGCUGCGGCGCUUUGUGCGGGUUCUUUAUUGAUUUAGAGAGGCAUUUUUUUCUUUUAUAUUUGGAUUAGGUCAAAAAAAGUGAAAGGGGGUGGAAUGUUAUUCUCGUUCGGAUUCGUAGUGGUUCUUUUGAAAAGCGAAUUCAUAGUGCGAUUAUUAUUGGUUUGCCGAGACUCGGCGUGCGCGGUGUGUGUGUGAAGUCGUUUCAUGAUGAGUUCUCUUUGGUUCUCGAGUCGGCAAUUUGCUGUUCAGUGUUCAUUCAAGGGUAUGAGAGUACUCCAUUUCAUGCCGUUUGCGACGCACGUGC